GUGAAUUCGCAGUCAUGCGCAGUCAAGUUCUUGUUAUCACGUGGUCAUAACUAUCAGCCUCUUUCUGAAAACCGGUGUUCACGGUCAGCACGGUGAGAACAACGUACGCCGAUUUUUACACCAUUACUGACAAGUAAAGCAGCUAGAUAGCACUAAAGAUGCCGGAGAAGAUCAGUUUUGUAGAAAAUUUUGCCCUGAGUGGCGCUGCUGCUAUCAUUUCUAAAACAGCUGCUGCACCUAUUGAACGAGUCAAGCUCCUUGUCCAGAACCAAGAUGAAAUGAUUAAAGCUGGCCGUUUAGACAAACCAUACAGUGGAGUUAUUGACUGUACAACGAGAACAUUCAGAAAUGAGGGAAUUUUACCAUUCUGGAGAGGUAACAUGGCAAAUGUUAUUCGAUAUUUCCCAACCCAAGCUCUCAACUUCGCCUUCAAAGAUCAGGUCAAAGCUAUGUUUAAAACGUCCAAAAAUGAAGGCUAUAUGAUGAAGUUCAGCAAAAAUGUCAUGUCUGGUGGUGUAGCUGGAGCCAUGUCCCUCUGCUUCGUGUACUCUCUCGACUACUGCAGAACACGUUUAGCUAAUGAUGCCAAGGCUAGCAAGAAAGGAGGUGGCCACGAACGACAGUUCAAUGGUAUGGUUGAUGUAUACAGGAAGACCAUACAGUCUGAUGGUAUCGUUGGACUGUACAGAGGUUUCGUCAUCUCUUGCGUCGGUAUUGUUGUGUACAGAGGUUGCUACUUUGGUUUCUAUGACACACUGAAACCAAUUAUCAUUGGUGAAGGAGGUAGUUUUGCAGCAUCAUUUGCUCUUGGUUAUGUUGUAACCAUCAGUUCCGGUCUGGUGUCGUACCCAAUUGACACAAUCAGAAGAAGAAUGAUGAUGACAUCAGGAGAGGCAGUUAAAUACAAGGGGUCCAUUGAUUGUACAGUUCAAAUUGUCAAAAAUGAGGGAUUCAUGUCCCUGAUGAAGGGAGCUGGUGCCAACAUUCUCAGAGGUGUUGCUGGUGCUGGUGUGUUGUCUGGAUUUGACAAAUUCAAGGAAUACUACGUAAAAUGGCGUGUGGGUAAUAAAUAAUGGAAACAUGGUCUAGGUUUAAAAUUAUAGUAACUGAUUGAUCUUAUUAUCCUUUGGUUUUGAACAAUGCACUGGAGACUGAUGUAAAGGACAGUAAAUUUUAUGAGCCGGGAUCAUUGUAUAAUCAAGUGUCAGAUUUUUAGGAUAUGUCCUUUAUAUGCAGUAUAUUUCACAUGUUUGAUAAGAUGAAUAUUAAAAUUUGUUUAACAAAAAUGGCUGCUUGUCAUACAUUUGAAUUUUACAUGUAGGACUUGUUUGAAUCUUGUGACUAAUUAUAGAUUUGAUGAUAAAGA
Molecule: messenger RNA, 1366 nt
Organism: Mercenaria mercenaria
Lineage: Eukaryota; Metazoa; Mollusca; Bivalvia; Venerida; Veneridae
Exons: 2
Coding region: 159-1073 (304 amino acids)
Biological process (GO): mitochondrial ATP transmembrane transport; mitochondrial ADP transmembrane transport
Cellular component (GO): mitochondrial inner membrane
Molecular function (GO): ATP:ADP antiporter activity
Source: RefSeq, a predicted model, not a curated record